This is a messenger RNA of Closterium sp. NIES-67, 1934 nucleotides long. Lineage: Eukaryota; Viridiplantae; Streptophyta; Zygnematophyceae; Desmidiales; Closteriaceae. The record is from the annotation of a GenBank genome assembly.
AGGAAACCUCUAUCCCUACCACUACCCUCCUAGACUGCAGGUUCAGCACUCUCGUUAGGGCACAGGUUUCUUAGUUUAGAGGUGUAGGUAGCGCAUCCUUUCGCGUCAGGUUUGCCGUCUUCCGUCUCUCUCGUAAGGCGCCAAUUUCCAUGAGCCAUUAAUCCGCUGGGAACCCAUUAGUCAUCAGGCUUCUGGAACAUCUGACUCUGGUGCGACCAGACGUAGUGCCUAGUAACGCCUAAUCAUGGGUUCGGGCUCAGGAGAUGGCUCCGGCGUGGACGACAUUCCCCAGGAGAUCCUCGAUCUUCUCCCGGCCGAUCCGUUCGAAAUGUUGAAGAUAUCGCGGAGCAUCGCCGUCAGAGCCAUGUCCGCGCACGCGCAGCAAGCGGAGCGGGACUCGAGUAACGCGCGGAGCAAUUACGAGGCGAGCCAAGGGUCGAUGAAGAGCCUCGAGGAGAAAGUUUCAAGCCUCGAGGCUUCGUUAAGGGAAGCUAUGGACAAGGUCGACAAGUCGGAGCAGGAACAGGCGCGCCUGUCCAAUGAGAAGACGGCACUUGUCGCCAUGGUGAAGAAGCUCAACCGUGACGUGGCAAAGCUGGAGACGUUCAAGCGCACGUUGAUGCAGCAGCUGCAGGACGAGAACGACGACGAGCCACCCUCCAUGGUCGCCGCAGCCGCCGCCGCUCCUAAGCCAGCAGCAUCAGAGCCCGUCUCCGCCUCAGCUGGCAGCGGCGCGUCCGCCGCCAAGCAGCAAGCUGCAGAUGGUGCUUCGGAUGCGGACAGCUACGCGGGUGACAAGGUCAAGUUGGCCAAUCAGACGCCACCUCCAGCGGCAGCAGCAGAGACCACGCCCAGAGCAAUUAACCCACCGCCGCCCAUAGUGGUUCCGAGCAGCAACAGCAGCAGCAACAGCAAGCUGCGCACGCCCCUCCUGACCCCCUCGCUGGUCUCCCCUCAGUACACCCCCUCCGCCACUCCCCCCCACUCCGCCUCUGGUGCUGCCAGCCGCGAAGGCCGGCCACCAAGAGUGGAUGGGAAGGAAUUCUUCAGACAAGCAAGGAACCGGCUGUCGUACGAGCAGUUCAGUGCGUUUCUGGCCAACAUUAAAGAGCUCAACGCCCACAGACAGUCCAGAGAGGAAACGCUGCGCAAGGCGGACGAGAUAUUCGGCCCUGACAACAAGGACCUGUACACUGCUUUCGACGGCCUGCUAUCGCGACACCUGCCCUCAUAGAUGCCAACUCAUCACCAGGAAAGCCCUGAAAUAUAUGUGUGGGCCCCACACAAAGGACUUCUGCACUGCCUUUGACGGCCUGCUAUCGCGGCACCAGCUAUCAUAGACCCCCUCCUUGCUCCGUAUUGCCUUGAAAGAACCUCACCCCAUGACCUUGGAGACUCAGAGAGCCAUGCUGUCAUCAAGGCUCCAUUCUCCAAUCGUCCUCAUCUGCCAGUUGCCAUCCGGACUCUUGGUGCUCCGCUCAUCGGAUGGCAAACGGAUGGCAACAUUCUUCAUCACAUGGCAUCAUCUACCAAUUGCCAUCCGGCCUUUUGGUGCUCUUCUCUGCUCGUUCCUUCUCAUCAAUAGUCUGAACGUCGUGUGGUGGUAAUGGUUGCAAGGCAGGUCAGCGAAAUCUGCAUAAUUUUUAUCCGCGUGCAUGUGGCGUAGCCUACUUGGUGCUUGCUGCUUUUUAUCAACAGAAGCGGGUAUGGUGUGGUUGCUGCUGGGCAACCAAGUCUUUAGCACCACCUUAUUUAUUUAUUCCUUAGGAUACUGUGUCCCCCCCAGGUACUGUGUUUCGAUAAGCAUUAGUCUAGUUAUAGAAUGGCACUUACCAGGGUGGAGUAAUAGAUUAUGUUAAAUGCAGCAUGCAGUUUUGGUUCCCUGUAUACCAAGUUCUAUAUUACCUUUUCUCUACCGGUAUAUUACAACCAUA